ACAGCCGGUUGCCCAGGGAAACCAUUGUUUGUCCUAUAGUUCACAUCGGAGGUCCGGGAAACUGAAAUACCUUGGACUUGGCGAUAAGAUAUUUGCCAAUUGUAUGAUAUAUUUUGUGUACGUCUAUGAGUUAUCGAUUCGGCAAAUUAUAACCUUCCAUUCAGUUUUACUUUUAAUCGCGGAUGUUCAGUACAGGCUCCCACGGACUCAAGUCGGAGGUAAGUUCCAAUAAAUGCACCAUUUACGUUUCGUUUUUCGUCACGAGGUCAUCAAAAAUGUUGGUCUCUGUUACGCGAUGACGUCGAAUUCGUCACGUUGACUGUAGUCAGAUUUGAGCAACGUCGCCGUUCAGAACCAAAACCAUUCAAAGAAUGUCAUCAUCGUGUGAUCGAUUAUUUGCCGAAGCUCGGCGAAGCACCCCGUCGUCUGAUAGAGGCACGGUUUUGAAUUCCUCUUUUGUCGCAAAUGUUCAUCGAUGCAAAAAGAACUAAAAUGCCCCCAAACUCCAUCCGUUGUGUGUACUCACAAGCUCAACAUCUAUUAAUGAAGUGGUACAAAAGCGCGACUGAUGUGGAGGGACCGUCGCAAUGGACAAGAAAGAUAAGAAAGAAAAAAAGUCCAAGAGUUCAAGUCCCUGCAAGGAUACGGUCAGGACAUUUCUGCAUCUUUUCUCCCCGUCUCUAAAUGCUCUGCCACACAAUCCACGCCCUUCAUUGUUUUUGCAGUUCGAACCACUUCGCGUCGACGUCAAAACGACAACGACCGCAGUUCUUCUGCUGAGCUCCCCCGAAGAGGACAUUGUGGUCAUCGCAUGUGAAGCGAUCUUCCAAUUUGCAGGGGAAGAUGGGAACAAGGUUCAUCUGAUGGAACUCGGCGUCCUGCAGCCUCUCAGUCGACUCAUCGCACACAGCAAUGAGCUGAUCAGACGAAAUGCGUUCAUGGUUUUGGGCACCAUGGCCUCCAACAGUGCCGUCGCCAAUGCCCUACAACAAAUAGAUAUCAUUCCAACCAUUAUUGACAAACUCUCCCUUGACGAUUUGGUUAUUCAAGAGUACGGAGCCCUGUGCCUCUCCUAUCUGUCCCUGGCUCCGGCCUGCAAGGUUCAGAUCUUUGACAACAAAGGCCUGUCGGCAUUAAUCAAGCUGCUUGCCAGUACAGAACCGGAUAUUCAGAAAAACUCUCUGGAGACCAUCUACAACCUGGUUCAGAGCAGCCAAUUCUGCCCAUCCGUCCUGGAGUUGGGCGGCAUCCCUUUCAUUCUGGAGCUGCUCCAUUCGGACUACGUCGUCAUUCAGCACUUGGCUUUAAACAUUUUACAGAAAGUCACGGCCGAUAAAGAGUCGUACGGCGCAAUGAGGAAAGAGCAGGGACUCGAGAAGCUCUUAGAUAUCAUCAAAAACACGGAUUUCAACGACCUCCAUGUUGAGGCUUUGCAGGUUCUUGUUAAUUGCAUGAGCGAUAGUGACAAUUUCCUGCUGAUUGAGAACGAAGGAGGACUGACGAUACUAUUUGAGCUUGCCCUUCCGCCUAAACUCUCUGAACCGGGCAAACAUGAAAUGCCUCUCGUUAAAAGCAGCAAUAACGAAGUCCAGUCCGGCGCUGUCGAAUGCCUCUCUCGAGCUGCUCAAAACGCCAACAAUCACAAAAUUCUCCACGACAUCGAAAUGGAGGACAUUCUGGUGGAGCUUCUCUCCGGCAGCAGCGAUUGUGUGAAUAUGUUUGUUUGUCAAGCUAUGGCCGGCAUGAGCUCCUUCUUAUCCAGCAAAGAACGCUUCAGAGAAAUAGGCGGUUUAUCUGCUUUGAUACAUUUACUGAGCAGUGGACAUGCCCUCGUGAGAGGGGAAGCCAUCCAGGCCCUUGCCAACCUGACAUCCGAUCACCAUCAGAACUCGAUGACAAUAUAUGAAGAAGGAGGGCAGAAGCCUCUUGUGCAGUGCCUCCAUGACAGCUGUCCCAGAACAGUGGCCAAUGCCGCCGCCAUACUUUACAGGAUAGCGGGGCAGGAGGCCGUUCGCUCCGACUUGUUAUCUCUGGGGGCCAUACGGGCAUUGGUGGAGCCCUUAAAGUCGACGGACCCGCAGGUCGUCGUUCACGCCGCAUUGUGCAUCUGCGAACUGGCGUCUGAGGCCGACGCCAGGACACAGCUCCAGAGUGCCGGCGGUCUGGAGCCAUUGGUCAGUUUGCUGCGUUCCACUAACAUGGAGGUGUUGCGCACCGCAUGCAUGGCAAUCAGCGUUUGUGCAAAGGAUGAGCCCGUCUCCGUAGAGAUGUGCAAAUUUGGAGCCCUGGAAAUGCUGAACGAAAUCAACCAGGCGGACACGAGUAGGAGUAAGUUCAGCGAGUUUGCCUUCAACAGUCUGCUGCAAUCCAGCCUCUCUCUCAAAUACGGCUUGACGGAUCAUUUGGCCUCAACCGAUCUCAUCACCGAUGGCUUCUACGAUGCCGGGAAGGUGUGUCGGCGUUUGCAUUUGGGAACCCCGAUCGCGAUUAGGACCGUCGGAACCUCACCCCCUACGUCUCUCUUUCAGUUGUAUUUUGGUCAGAAAGUUUUGACUUUAGUGGAACUGUCCAUGGAGCCAGUGAACGAACACCUGCCCGUCAUCGUUGUCAAUUCAGCCAUCGAGGUGUACAUCCACGCGAAAAGUGCGCAAGGAGGGCAACAAACGGAGAGAUACUGGAAGUUGAUGAAUGACGUGGCUUUGAGGUUUUUGGUGAAGGAGGUGAAAGAAUCCAUCUCUCUCCUGAACGGCGAACAGGAACGCUACGUAGCCCUGGCCAGGCGAGUUAGCAAAGUCAUGGGCGGAGCAAUUGAGAAAGAAGAUUUGCACACCUUCGGGUGGCUACUGCACAUCUCCCUGCUCAAAGUGAAGCUGCAGUGCAACGUGCUCCCCAUUGGCCUGAUCAGCAAGGGGUUCUACUGUCACCGGGCUCUUCUUUUCAAGUACUUGGCUGAUUGCAUUGGCCUGAGUUGCACUCUGGUGCGAGGUGACUACAAUCGAGCUUGGAACGAAGUCCUACUCCACGACGGCGAUCGCUCCGGCAAUCAAGCUUCGUCACAGCCGUCUCGCUACAUUGUGGACCUCAUGCACCAGCCCGGAACCUUCUUCAAGUCCCAUACACCUGCUGCAUUCCGAUACCACGGGACAAUAGAGCAUCGCAGCUUUUAGCAGGACUGGAGUAGCCCUUUUUUUAAAAACAUUUUUUUUUUUUUU
Hippocampus zosterae (dwarf seahorse) is the source of this 3212-nucleotide messenger RNA. RefSeq names its product armadillo repeat-containing protein 3-like. Bases 588 to 3167 code for a protein of 859 amino acids. NCBI's taxonomy places the organism in Eukaryota, Metazoa, Chordata, Actinopteri, Syngnathiformes, Syngnathidae. Gene Ontology annotation, molecular function: protein binding. The record is from RefSeq and is a predicted model, not a curated record. The transcript has 14 exons.